Eptesicus fuscus (big brown bat) is the source of this 1193-nucleotide messenger RNA. RefSeq names its product nucleoredoxin like 2 (gene NXNL2). The record is from RefSeq and is a predicted model, not a curated record. NCBI's taxonomy places the organism in Eukaryota, Metazoa, Chordata, Mammalia, Chiroptera, Vespertilionidae. Gene Ontology annotation, biological process: sensory perception; photoreceptor cell maintenance. The transcript has 2 exons. Bases 223 to 693 code for a protein of 156 amino acids.
CUCUCUCGGGCCGCUCGCUGCCUGGAGGCGCCGCCGGAACUGCUGCGGUGGCCGCCGGUGUCUGAGUUCCCGCCGCCGCUCCCCGGGGCGGACGCUGCUGCCCAGUCGCCCGCCGAGGCCGGUGUUGGUGCCGGGGAGGGUCUUGCGCCGCCACAGCGCCGAGCGGGGACGCCGCCAGUGACCGUUUGCCCGCGCCCCCCGCCGCCCCGCUCCCCGGCAGCCAUGGUGGACGUGCUGCGGGGGCGGCGGCUCGUGGCCCCCGGCGGCGCGGCGGUGGAGGCCGAGGCGGCGCUGCAGAACAAGGUGGUGGCGCUGUACUUCGCGUCGGGCCGGUGCGCGCCCAGCCGCGACUUCACGCCGCUGCUCUGCGAGUUCUACGCGGAGCUGGUGGAGCAGGCGCGCCCGCCCGCGCCCUUGGCUGUGGUCCUCGUGUCCACCGACGGCAGCGCCCAGGAGAUGGAAGGGUUCCUGCGUCAGCUGCCCGGCGCCUGGCUGGCGCUCCCCUUCCACGACCCCUACCGGCAUGAGCUGAGGACCAGGUACCGCGUCACAGCCACCCCCAGGCUUGUGAUCCUGAAGCCCAGUGGGGAGGUCAUCACCGACAAAGGGCGCAAGCAGAUCCGGGAGCAGGGUCGGGCCUGCUUCCGAAGCUGGGUGGAGGCCGCCGAAGUCUUUCAGAACUUCUCCGGGUGAAGUGGGGGCUCUGCGGGGACCUGGGCAGGGGUGGAACCCCGGUGCUGCCGCAAGCACUUGGGGAGAAGGGGGGUUUGGGGUGUCAGAGCGGAAGCACGCUGUGCUGCCCUGGCCCCGGCCUGGCUCCCCGCGGCCUCUAGCUGUUCUCACUUUCUUAGCACAGCUUCCUCCAUGGGCGCUGGACUGUGUUGGAAAUCUGUGCAAAACAUGUAUCGACGCAGGCUCUUCACGUGAUGUAUUAACUGGAGCUCUACUUAUUGUAAGGAUAUGCUUUCACGACUGCAUUUAUUACUAAAGUGUGCGGAAUCUGUGCUUUAAUAAACACGGCUGUUCUCGCUGGGGCCUCCGCUCUCCUUUCUCCUCCCGGCGACCACGUACCCUGAGGAGGAGAACCCUCGAGAAACACUGCGUCUGUGCCCCGAAGGGGCACUUUUCAAUUUUGAGUCUUUUUGCGAUGUUUUCUUCUCUUUGUUUUUGUGCUCACAUUUAUUUUUAAUAAA